Fusarium oxysporum Fo47 is the source of this 2094-nucleotide messenger RNA. RefSeq lists its product as uncharacterized. NCBI's taxonomy places the organism in Eukaryota, Fungi, Ascomycota, Sordariomycetes, Hypocreales, Nectriaceae. The transcript has 6 exons. The record is from RefSeq and is a predicted model, not a curated record. Bases 1 to 2094 code for a protein of 697 amino acids.
AUGGGCGGAGUAGCCAUCUGGUGUAUGCAUUUCACAGGAAAUAGAACUGUCCAUCUUGCCAACGGAGAACUCGAGAUGCAAGUAGCCUAUUCGAAGGGCUUCGCAGCUCUAUCCUUCUUCAUUCCCAUCUUCUUCUUGCUGUCUGCAUUUCUAGCAAUCGGCACUAAUAAUGCUAUUUCCUGGUGGAGAGCCAUCGCUGGCGGCGUUCUCUGCGGCGUUUCUAUCUGCGGUAUGCACUAUCUCGGGAACACAUCUAUUAAGAACUACACCAGUGUAUAUCAGCCAGCUUACGUCGUGGGAUCCGCCAUCAUCGCCGUCGUUGCCAGUAACGUUACCCUCUUUAUGUUAUUUGACUUUAAGGCUACGUGGACAAAUUCGUGGCGGAGGCGAGCUAUCUCGGCUGCGGUCCUUGCAAGUGCUGUAUCAGGGAUGCACUGGUGUGCCGCUGCUGGAACUCGUUAUCGUUUCAGAGAUGCCGAGUUAGAGGGCAACGAGCUACCUAAAGCUGCAACUGUUAUUGUGGCUAUCUGUUUGUCUCUCGGUGCCUGUUUUGUCAUUGCCAUAUCAACCAUUAUUCGCAUAAGGAACUUGAGAAAGUCCGCCUUUCGGGCGCAGCAAGUCACAUUGGGAACAACUGUCUUUGACAAAGGCGGAAGGAUUCUCGUCGACCCCGACGGUUUAAUUCCCAGUACUGUUAUCACUGAUUCCUUUUGCGAAAGGCUCGGUAACGAGUAUGGAGAGAUGAUUGAGCGUUACGACAUCAUUUUUAGGGAACUUUUCUGUCUUGCCGCAGCCGAGCUUGCAGACCGGUUCCAUGAAGAUUUGACCUCAGGGCGCAACGCCCGGCAGCAGAUCUUUGGAGGGGGCUUAUUGAUGCUGUUGGCUCGCCAUUUUGAGUCGGAUCAGGACGCUGAGUGGUUAAUGUCAGCUGGUUAUCGUUUCGCCGAGCUUCAUCAGGUCAGCAAUAUCAUCAGGCCGGGCAUGCAGAUUCAGAGUACCGAGUUUGAGACGAAACUCCGAUCCACGUCCGCAUACGCAAACAAGCAUAACGAGGCACCUCCAGGUGUUCAUAUAGGCUUCUUCGCCAUCCGAGCCUCCGUUAGAUCCGGAUUCGAUGUUCUGGUACAGAAAGACGCCCGAAAUGUUCUCCCAUCCAUGGCUCUUCCACUUAAGACACUCGAUGACUGGCACUUACAGCUCCUCAAGCGGUUUGAAAACAUGCCAGUUUCCAAAAGACUUCAAAGUCUGAACGAGACGUCGGUGCGACAAAGCGAUCAGGAGAGCGAGUUUGCGGCUCAACUAUCAGAGACAAUCAAAACGCUAUUCCGUGUACCCUGUCGAGACAACGAAGAAUGGGUGCAAUCGACCAUGAUUGUGAUGCGGCUGAUGAUUCCCAUCCACUCGGUGCUGUCAAGUCCCAACUGUGCAUUUGUACCUCUCAGCUUCUUCAAGAUGCGCCAGGCGCCAGCACAAUUCCAGCAUGAGUUUAUGCAAGGGGUGCACCAAGGGUUUGAGCACAUUGUCAAGUUGGCGGAUAGUGGUGAAGGAUCCCAAAGCAGCGGAUCCGGCUUCUCAUUCAAGUUCUGGCUGUUUAGACGGCCUAACUAUUCAUCAGCCAAAAUAAUGAACGGCAAUAUUAUAGCAAUGGUGAGUAAACGACGACCCUUGUUCCCUAAUUCUGCGAAGUCCAAUUCGACCACCAGUCUUAACCCCUCUGGCCACAUCAACCGAAUCCGACCAAUAUCUUUAACUGAGGAUUUGGGAACGUACCAGGCUCAUAAAGAUUCACGACUGGCCCGGCUGUCGUAUGGAGGUGUCACGAGCUUUCAGGAAACCACGGUCAACGUUGAAGAAGGAAAGCAGAGAUCGGAGCAAUGCGCCGGAUCCAAAAGCUCAGGCAGGCUCACGAUCGCAGCGACUAACCCAAAGACGUCACCGGCAAUAGACAUUGAGCUCCAGGCGAUGGGUCACAGUAAAAUCAACGAGCAGUCGGGUCUACAGAUCUCUAACAAAGUCAGGACUUGCAAGGGCCCAGUGAGCUAUACGUCGUCGUUUGUGGAUACUCUGUUGGUCGAAACUAUUGAGCAUCACUAG